UUGCCCAUGACGCCGGAGAGAAGUUCUGACAGCUGAUUCUCCAGUCAGUUUAAAUCCACUGUGAGCCUCCAGAUCCCCUGUUUUUUGAAGUGAUUUACAGCGGGACGUGCCUGUUACAGUCUCCGGUUGGAGUUGCAGACGGCGCCUUGAACAGAGGAGGGCAGGUUGAUUAUGGUGUAGCACGGAGCGCUAGCUCUGAGACAGCAGGCAUUUGAGCAGCAGUGCAGUGCAGUGCAGCGUGGGGCAGACCGAGGCAGAUCACAGCAACGUAGCCAUGCUUACACUGGCCAGUAAACUGAAGAGGGACGAUGGAGGAAAGACGGGGCGUGCCUCCGGAGCCUCCGACUCCACCCACAGGGUCUCCAUCAGGGACCGCCUCCUUACCAAAGAAGUUGCAGAACUUGAAGCCAAUCUCCCUAGUACAUGUAAAGCCAGUUUCCCAGAUGAGGACAAGCUGCAUCAUUUUCAGCUGGCAGUGUCUCCUGAUGAAGGUUACUACCAAAGUGGAAGGUUUCAGUUUGAAAUAGAUGUUCCCGAAGCCUAUAACAUGGUGCCUCCUAAAGUGAGAUGUCUGACCAGAAUAUGGCAUCCUAACAUCACGGAGAACGGAGAGAUCUGUUUGAGCUUAUUGCGGGAACACUCUAUUGAUGGCACAGGCUGGGCCCCCACCAGAACAUUAAAGGACGUGGUCUGGGGGUUGAACUCCUUGUUUACCGACCUUUUGAACUUUGAUGACCCAUUGAACAUUGAUGCAGCAGAACAUCAUCUGAGGGACAAGGAGGAUUUUCGGAAUAAGGUUCAAGAUUACAUCAAGCACUAUGCCAGAUGAUAGAAGCACCUACAUCAGCCUGCACCAAUCAACCAAACUGCUCUACCUUGCCUCUGCUUAUCCUGGCCAACUCCCCAAUGUGUGUGAAUCAAAAGCAGACUCUUUGACUCUUACCACUCCGCUCCUAUUCACCCAACUGCAAUAAACUCCACCCUGCAGGAACAAAAUAAAAAAAAUUGAAGAAAAAAAUUUGUACGUUUAAGGAAGGACUUGCAUACAACAGAAAAAUAUGCUUUAAUUGUCUUGAACAGCUGAGUGUUACACAAUGACCGCAAUGUCCGUUCAUUGCGGCAAGACCGCUGAUUGCCGUCGCCUCGCUGACGUGCCCCUGAGCCUGUCGGAAAUUAGCCAUGGCAACGAAUGGCAAGGGAUUUGAUGUGAAGAUUCAUCGGUGCAAAAAAGAAAAAAAAAAAGAAAAAAAAGGCGCAUUUAGCUGUUUUAAAAUUUGAUGAAUCAAGAGGAAGAAUAUCUGUUACUAUCUCUGUUCUAGUGCCUGCCAUGUUUGUGUCGCUAAAGAGAAAAUGCAUGUGAGUUCACAAACACACACACGCACACCGUUACAUCCUGUGGUGAAAGGUGAAUACAUGUGUAGACAUUUCUGUACACGUCUGUUACUCACACACACACACACUUGGAAAGCCUACAGCCCCCAGCACCACUAGACAGCAUGUGAAUGACCAUAUUGUCCCAUUUUGUUGUUAUUCUCCUUGCAUGUGUACACACACACAUCUAUGCACCAACCUUGUGUGUUUUCAGUGGGAUAAAGUACUACUACUAAAACCACAGCCAAAUGUACUGUUUUCAACUUCACAUCUUCUCUGCUGCCCUACUCUCCUCACAUCCCUCUGUUUCACACACACCGACACACACACACACAACCACGUGUACCUUUUUCCCAUUGAGGAUGCAGAGGUUUAUUCAUACUUACAAUGCAGUCAGGUGACAGUGACACAUUUUUGGUGUGAUCGCUCUGUACUUACACACAUUGGGUUUAAAAUGAAACAGUGACUAUGGGUUUGAGUUGCUGAUUCAGAUUUAAUUUUAUGUCUGUAACAGAUGAACAGUGUAGAAGUUGUAGCUCAUCUUGUUCAUAGUUCCCCAGGUGUAAUGGACAAAAUGUCAUUCAACAUGAAUUUAAAUCAGGUUUAAUCACUUUUUUUUGUUUUUAAAUAAUAAUGUAUCAGAUGGUAACGUGAUCAACAGUGUGUAACAAGUUGCAUGUAGUGAUGAACCUAUGAAGAAUUAUCAGCAGAGUCUGCAGCUCCCCUCAGCUUUAGAGAGCUUCAGCUCUUCGUUUAGAUUCUCACUACUCUGGCUGCAGCAGGCUGAAAGUCAGCACUUUAACCUCAUAGUCAUCGUUUCAUUUCAAUCUCUUUGUACUACAAUACAGAAUAAAAGCAUUUUACUGUCCCAAGACCUCAUGACUGCACUGUACAUAUCCUCUCCUUCUGUGUGUGGGAGAUUUCACAAGCUAAGAUACAGAGUAUGUGUUUCUGGGAAGAUGAUACUCCUGAACUCUCUUUUUGUGUGUGCAUAGACUGCAUGUUUCCACUGUCUAGACGUGUUGGGAAAAGUCAGCAGCAUCAGUUCAGAAAGCCAGUUAGACAGCAAGCUAACUAAUCAGAGACCGAGCUGUUGAGGUAUAAAGCUGGCGAGGGAGCUAACUAACGAGCGAGUCCCCUUUUCACCAAGUGUGUGUCAUUCUCAAUCCUUACAGUGUGGCAGGUUAGCUUACAGUAGGUUAAGCUAGGUCACAGUCACAGAGCUACUUCUCAUGGCAUUCAGUGGAUUAGCUUGCUCACUACAGUGCUUGUCAGCUAGCUCGCUUGCUGGUGGACUUGUAGAGGCAUUGCAAUUCCACUGAUGCACUGACAGCAGCAUACAGUGAGGUUUACAGCACAGUGGGAUGGCUCUGGGGCGUCUUCAAGAUCAUGUGAAACUGUCUUUAUAAGCCUCUUUUGUUGGGGACUUUGGCUGCACAGUGCAUGUUCAUUGUGUGUGUGUGUGUGUGUGCCAGAGAGACUGUACCACUCAAUUAGCCAGUGAGGGUGUGGUGUGUGCAUGUUUGUGUGUGUUUUGCUUGGCCCUGGCUAGCAUUGUGCCUCCUGUUUGAGUCGUAUCUCUUAACAUGGACCGUUGUCCGUCCAUCCAGCUUUGUCAUCACACGUCUGCAUGAGGCAAAGUCUGUAAUCUGCCAGGGAUGCAUUUUACUGAGGAUGUCAGAAAUGGAGUUGUUAAGGAUUGAGCCUUUACGUUGGAGGUAUGUGUAAAGACUGAACUUUUGUGCUUGUGGAGUGUGUGUGUGUGAGCGUAUGUGUCAGUAUGAUGUGUUGAAUGUUGAAAUGAUGUGACUUCUUAGCAUGCUCUGGUUUCUUCUUGCCCUUCAUUUCUUAUUCUGGCCCAUAGUUCAACAGCUCAAAUGACGUUGUUUUCCUUGUGAAAAUAAACAGAACAACAGACAACACUGGCCUCUGUCAAAAUAAAGGACCUGAGAGGAUGAUAGGUCCGUUGAAAGUGUGGCCAUUCCAUGGCGUUUUCCCAUGUGGUUUUGGUCCACUCAGGCCCCAAAGGUUAAUGCUACUGUCUAUUAAUUUGAAGCCAUCCUGUUUAAUUGCAGUGACAGUUAAUUACCUCCAUUAUAUGGUAGCCCAACACAAUGUACCUGAUCUUAGCCUUAGUAAUACUCUGACUUUAGCUUCCUGUUGGACACCUUGGCAUAGCUAUGUCCUUUAGAUCGGCAGUUAUCAGUGUUUAAUUUUCCCAGGAUGUUACUGGGAAAUGUCUCUGCUUGGGCUAACUCCAUCUUUGGGCCAGGGGAGAAUAACAACAACUUGUUCUUCAGAUCCUCAACCUUUUCUUUCUCAGAUUGUAUAUCCAUUUUUUAAGAUAUAUUAAAGAGAGAUAUAAAUAAAACAAUGUGUCUUGUUG
Molecule: messenger RNA, 3757 nt
Organism: Toxotes jaculatrix (banded archerfish)
Lineage: Eukaryota; Metazoa; Chordata; Actinopteri; Toxotidae
Gene: ube2f
Product: ubiquitin-conjugating enzyme E2F (putative)
Exons: 10
Coding region: 275-829 (184 amino acids)
Source: RefSeq, a predicted model, not a curated record